This is a messenger RNA of Funneliformis mosseae, 462 nucleotides long. The record is from the annotation of a GenBank genome assembly. Lineage: Eukaryota; Fungi; Glomeromycota; Glomeromycetes; Glomerales; Glomeraceae.
AUGCCAUCAAAUGAAACAAUCGAAGAACUUAUUACAAAAAUCUUUAAUUAUGACCUCAAUAGCAAUAAUGCUGAAGAAGUCAUUUUUUAUUUUAAACGGAUUCUAACAGACUUUUACAGCAAAUUCAAUAAAAAAAUCAAUACAAAAGUUAAUGAAUUAAAGGAAAUACAAAGAAGAAAAGAACAAACGACUGUACUGACAAAAUUGGACAUUGAAGAUUUUAUAUCCUCUGAAGUUGUUAAGCGAAUAGUAUUAUACAAAUAUCUAAAAGGAACUAAUAAAACUAAACUAAAAAAAUGUGACAUCAUAGAGCAGCUAAUAUUGUUUAUUAGAGAGGUAUUUAGAAUACAUUAUGCAAGUUAUAAUACUAAGGCUAUUAUAAAGCUUAAUAGCUUUAUAAGAGAUUGUAAAGUUCCAAGUAGGUCUGAUAAAAACAUUUCCUCAAGACUUUCAUUAGAAUGA